Molecule: messenger RNA, 835 nt
Organism: Amphiprion ocellaris (clown anemonefish)
Lineage: Eukaryota; Metazoa; Chordata; Actinopteri; Pomacentridae
Product: myb-like protein X
Exons: 3
Coding region: 131-664 (177 amino acids)
Source: RefSeq, a predicted model, not a curated record
UUCUCCUCCCUCCUCUUCACUCCCUCUCUGCCUUUUAUUCCUCCUCACUCACUCUGCAGUCUGUCUUCUUGCUUGUCUCCUCUAAUUUCCCUCCUUUUCCUUCAUUCUAUGUUUCUGUCCGUCUGUAAUCAUGUCCCUGGCAGCUCUGGCCAUCAUUUCCCUCCUUCACGUCCUCAGAGUUCAGAGCAUCGACUCAUCAGAUGCUUGGUCCGCCUCCUCUCUGUCGGGUUUUGAGUUUCCAGAGAUUGAUGGAUCUGCUGUGGACAACACCUGCAGGAUCUACAUCAUUACUGAUGCAACCACAACAUCCACCACGACAACAGCAACCACAACAACAACAUCAUCAACCACAACAUCACCCAUCACCAGGAAGGUGGUUGAAACGACUACAAAGUCAGUCGUCCAAUCGCCGCCAAAGAAACCAGAACCCAAAGACAACGGAGCACCAAUCAGGAUGCAGCCUGCUGCAGGAGGACCAAACAUUGAUCACCGUGUUGUCAGCCUCCUUUACCGCCUCCUGGCCAAUAGCAGAGGACACGGGGCUGGUGUUCAGCCAAUAGGACGGCAGCCUCGGGGAGGGCAAGCCGCGUCCUCAGACAGCGACGAAUCAGUGGCAGCCUGGAAAACCGGUUCAGUUUCUUCAGACUCCAGCGACGAAUCAUAAAACUCAACCAAGAGCCUGCUUUGAACUUCUUUUCUAUUAUUGCCGCUGUUAAACAGUUUUCGCUAAAAUGUCAUCAGGAUUUCAAGGUGAACUUAUGUUGAAAACACAACCAGUAUUUCUUAGUUUUUUAUUCUUUAUCAGAUCCAAUUAAAAGAACUGCAUUAAUAGCAA